Molecule: messenger RNA, 1023 nt
Organism: Mobula hypostoma (lesser devil ray)
Lineage: Eukaryota; Metazoa; Chordata; Chondrichthyes; Myliobatiformes; Myliobatidae
Gene: trub2
Product: TruB pseudouridine (psi) synthase family member 2
Exons: 8
Coding region: 28-1017 (329 amino acids)
Biological process (GO): RNA processing; pseudouridine synthesis
Molecular function (GO): pseudouridine synthase activity; RNA binding
Source: RefSeq, a predicted model, not a curated record
UCCCGGCGGAAAGGGGCAGCGAAGAAGAUGGCGAGGAGUGGGCUGCUCCGGCGGGAGGGGAUGAGGGCCGUGCGGGCGCUGAACGGCCUUUUCGCCCUCUACAAGCCCCCUGGUGUCCACUGGAAGCAAGUCCGGGACACCGUCGAGGCUAACUUGUUGAAAGAUCUUAAUUCUGCAGAAUGUCCUCGUCCCGAAUACCAAGUCCGCUUUCUACCGAGUGUUACCCAGGGUGUUAAUGGCACUGAAACCAACCUGACUGUGGCACAGCUGCCAGUCCUGGCCAAUCAUCCACGAGUUAGAGGUCCUAAGUUUUCUCAUUUGAAAGUGGGAGCUGGUGACCGUUUGGACUACCGCUCAUCUGGGGUCUUUGUGCUUGCAGUUGGCAGUGGCAACAAGCAAUUAUCUUACCUCCAUGACUGUCAUCUGACCAAGGAAUACACUGUAAAAGGCAGCUUUGGAAUGGCAACAGAGGAUUUUACAGACACGGGCCGACUGAUUGAGAAAACAACUUAUGAUCACAUCACUCGGGACAAAUUGGAGCGCAUCAUUGCUGUGAUCCAGGGCAGCCACCAGAAAGCUCUGAUAAUGUAUUCUGGCAUUGAUUUGCAAAGCCAAGAAGCGUACGAGCUUGCAUGUCGGGGAAUGUUACGUCCAAUGAACAAAUCCCCUCCCAUCAUCACUGGCAUUCGCUGUAUAGAGUUCUGCCUUCCGAAUUUCAUUCUGGAGGUCCAAUGUGUACAUGAGACCCAGCAGUACCUGCGUAAGAUUGUCCACGAGAUAGGUCUGGAGCUGAAAUCUUCAGCAGUUUGCACCAGCGUGCGACGUACACGUGAUGGGAUUUUCACACUGGACGAUGCAUUAAUCAGAACAAACUGGAAAUUACAGAGCAUAUCCACAGCAAUCCAACGCAACCAGCCUAGAGUGGAAGCUGCUCUCCUUAAGGACAGCUGGAGACACAGUGACAUUUCUGGGGAAGACAUGCCUGCUGGAGUACUACAGAGGUUUCCAGUGCCCUAAGUGGCU